Molecule: messenger RNA, 1476 nt
Organism: Schistocerca piceifrons (Central American locust)
Lineage: Eukaryota; Metazoa; Arthropoda; Insecta; Orthoptera; Acrididae
Product: sialin-like
Exons: 8
Coding region: 1-1476 (491 amino acids)
Biological process (GO): transmembrane transport; monoatomic anion transport
Molecular function (GO): transmembrane transporter activity
Source: RefSeq, a predicted model, not a curated record
AUGGGUCUGGCCAUCAGCUUCAUGACGCGCGUCAACAUCUCUGUGGCCAUCGUCGACAUGGUCAACGAGACGGCGCUCGAAGAACGCGCUCUCAGAUCCAGCGACGCCUUUCACUUCGGUGCGGCGGUCAGCAGUAGAGACGACCCAGAUGUGUGUCCAGGAAGGCUGGUGCUGAAGAAUCAAGCUGGUGGCAGGAACGGGGAGUUCGCGUGGGACAAGCAGAAGCAGGGGGAGAUCCUGGCGGCGUUCUACUACGGCUACGCGGCGGGUCACAUACCUGGUGGGCUUCUGGCUGACCGUUUCGGCGGCAGGAUCGUCUUCGGGAUCGGCAUAUUCCUCUCGUCCCUCCUCACCGUCCUCACACCGAUUUCGGCGUGGACCGACGCCUAUCUUCUGUUCGCCAACAGGGUUGGACAAGGAUUUACGCAGGCAUGGAUGUACGUCGGCGUCAUCGCGUCGAUGGCGCUGACGGGUGCCAUGUGCGAGAUGGCCGGCGGCUGGCCGCUCGCCUUCUAUUCCUUUGGCGCCGUCGGCCUGCUCUGGUGCAUCCCCUGGUUCCUGCUGGUCGCCGACUCGCCGGCCAAGCAUCCAAGCAUCGACCCUGCCGAGCGCUGCUACAUCGAGGCCUACAUCCUGCCCAUCAACAAGGAAAGCGACGAGCUUGCUCCGCAGCUGUUUCUCAUGUUCACGGAAGAGACAUUCUCCACCGUGCGUGUCGUUACGUUGCAGAAGCGACUUCCCGUGCCGUGGAAGAGCGUGCUGACGACCCCGGCGCUGUGGGCCCUCAUCGCCAUCAUGGUGAUCUUCGACUGGACCUUCUAUAUCUACAUCUCCUCACUGCCCCUCUACCUCGCCAGUGUCCUCCACUUCGAUAUGCAAAGUAACGGCUUUCUGUCGGCCGCGCCCCACGUUAUAAGUGCGGGCGGCAGUCUGUUCUUCGGAUGGCUCACCGAUUUUGUGUUCCGGAAGGGCUACAUAUCCAAACUUCACGGAUUUCGCAUUAUAAACGGAAUGGGUACUCUGGUGCCGACAGCGACGCUGAUCGUGGUCUCGCAGGUGGGCUGCAACGCGCCUGUGAUCGUGACUGUGCUGGCAAUCAACGGCUUCUUCAUGUCCACCCACUGCUCGGGGCCCUACAUGAACAUGCAUGUCAUCGCACCCAACUACUCCGGGACGGUUGUCGGCAUUGUCAACACAUUCGCCAACCUGACAGGGAUCGUCGUCCCGUAUAUUGUCGGCGCCUUCACCAGCGCCAAUCAAACACGGGCAGGCUGGAACAACGUGUUCUACGUGACUGUGGCACUGUCAGUGGUGGCAUACCUGGUGUAUGCUAUCUUCACAUCAGCGGAGGCUCAACCUUGGAACGAUCCACCCUCAGAGAAAACAGCUGAAGUGAAAGGCCAGGAUGGUAUUGAUAAUAUAACAUUCAACAGCGAGGAUGUGCACCAUGGACGACUGCGAUCCUUUGACACAUAG